Messenger RNA from Myripristis murdjan (pinecone soldierfish), 7116 nucleotides. RefSeq names its product zinc finger protein 319b (gene znf319b). Bases 1772 to 3640 code for a protein of 622 amino acids. The record is from RefSeq and is a predicted model, not a curated record. Gene Ontology annotation, biological process: regulation of transcription by RNA polymerase II. Gene Ontology annotation, cellular component: nucleus. The transcript is spliced from 2 exons. Gene Ontology annotation, molecular function: RNA polymerase II cis-regulatory region sequence-specific DNA binding; DNA-binding transcription activator activity, RNA polymerase II-specific. Lineage: Eukaryota; Metazoa; Chordata; Actinopteri; Holocentriformes; Holocentridae.
ACACAUGGUGAUACUUUUGGGAGAUAUAAUUGUGUUUAGGGAUGCGUAUGAACAGUAAACAGUAUUUUCCUAUUGAAUUUCCCCUGGCAGACAGUGCACACGGUGUCACGGUGUGGUAAACGCGGGUGUUUGCGGUGCAGGGUGUGAUAAAAGCCACCCGGAGCGGGUUCCGGGCGUGUUGUGAGCAUGCCAAUUAACUCUUGACUUAUUCAUGUUCCCGUGCGCGGGCAGGGACUCACAAGCUAGCCGAUAGCCAGCUAGCAAUUUAUAACAAAAUUAUUGUUUUUUUCACCAGCCGGGAUGAUGGCAAAGCUGCCGAACGACUGUGCGUGUAAACCAACAGCAUUUCGGGGGCAGUUUUGAAUACUACAGGGAAGUUUCGCCCAUUCAGUGAGCUACAAAUCCAAUAUUUUUCGGCCCCCGGAGCCACAGAUCUCGAACAAGAGAGCAUCCGAGAGCUGUCUGCGGAUGUGAAGAAGGGACGUAUUUUCGGGCCUAGCUACCUAAGACGAGCUAGCAUUUUAUGGAGAAAUUUCCAGCGGCUUCAAAUAACCCUUUAAUGGACACUCAAUGUACGUAUAAUACCGCCUUCCACAUCACUGGUGCGGCGCAUUAAGCUAGUAACACGGCUGCUUCGCUAAUAUUUUCCCAGCGGCUAGCAUGCUAACCUUAGCUAUUUUCUACGUUAGCAAGUAGCCGUGCUAGCCAGCUAGCUCAUCCUGCUCUCAGUGAUCUCUUCUUGCCUGUAGAUGAAUAUGAUGCGCAGACGCUGACUUCCAGUGUUCACCGCAAAUCGUUGAACAUUUGUGAUUCUGCUUUGAAAGGGGUGGAACUACUGAACAAGUGUGAUGCUGAUUAAAAUGUACCAGUUAGUCGCCAGUGGGGAUGGGAUGCUAACCAGUGCUGACAUGCUAUGUUUUUGUGCGUUGACGGAUGUUGGAGAGAUUCAAAUAAGGCACUGUGCACAACAGAUCGUUUUACAAAAUAAAGUGUCGUUUUUUGGGACGCUUACAGAAGUGUCAACAAUCCCUGUCCAUUGGAAAGGCGUCCAGAUCUUUCCGAUCCUCAUGUACAUGACUUCAAGGCAGCUGGUUGAUUACUGUGUCUGAUGUAAAUGAGACUUUGAUUACUGGACCUGAUGUUUCACAUGCAGUUUGACUCUGAGAUGGUUUAGGAACGCUUGUUAAAGUGCCUGCUUUUGGGACAGUUUUAUUACCCAAACAUUUAACACAAUCUGGCAUGCAGCUGCUUGAAAUCAUGUAAUGAAGCAACUAUGUCUCUGACCAAGUAAGUUUCAUGGCUCUUGUUCUGCUGAAUUCCCACAAAAACAAGUCUAAGCAGGCUGUAAAAGUAGGAGGAAAUAGCAGAUGUAGCAAGAUAAAUCUCAGAAAUGUGAACCAUGCUUUGCUACCCAAAUAUCUCUGUGGCCAGUGGUUUGUCUUUUUGGCUCAGGAGAUGUUGGAAGUGUCACCUAACGCUGGAACGCCCCGGUUCAAAACCUCAGUAGUUUUCAUGAUUUAUUAUUGAGUGACAUUUGAUAUUGACAAUGAUUUGUUAUCGGACAGUGACUGUUUCGCUUUCUUUUUUCCUCUUUUCCCCCCAUACAGAAGACUGAGAACAGAAGUGAAUGUUGUGGAUUUUCCUCAACCUCCCCAUGCACCUCUGAUCUCUAAACAGCCGUCGUCCAUCGCAUCGCUGUUCAGUCAUAAAAUCCUCCGUCACGGCCCCCUCAACAAGCACCAUUGCCAGUUCUUCAGUGCCACUUAUUGAAAUGGAUUGGGCCACACCAGCUGCCAAACUGAACCCCUACACCCGAGCCCGCAUGACGGAGGCCUGGCAGCAACAUGCUGUCGCUCCCCCUCCGGUCGUCCACACCAUCCCUCCGGGCACUGAGAACGCGCUGGGCUGUGCCGUGUACGGCAUCGUCUUGCAGCCGGACCCUCCGUCUCUACAGCAGCAGCAGCAGACCCAGCAUGGCCAGCACAGCCAGCAACAUGGUGGAGGUCAGCAGCAUGGAGGAGGGCAGCACAGUCAGCAGCAGCACCCUGCUCAGGCUCAGCAGCCCUCCCUACAGGUAGGAACCGAGGGAGGGCACAAGUGUGGGGCUUGUGGGCACGAUAUUUCCCACCUGGCCAACCCACACGAGCACCAGUGCAUGGUCAGUCAGGACAGAUCAUUCCAGUGCACUCAGUGCAUGAAGAUCUUCCAUCAGGCAACUGACCUGCUAGAGCACCAGUGUGUUCAAGUGGAGCAGAAGCCUUUUGUGUGUGGGGUGUGUAAGAUGGGCUUCUCCUUGCUCACAUCUCUUGCCCAGCACCACACCUCCCAUAACAGCACCAACCCGAUGAAGUGCUCGAUCUGUGAGAAGACCUACAGACCUGGUUCCUCUGGCAACGUCACGCCUACUUCGUCAGCAACCAACCCCCAGCAGUCUAACAGCGACGGGGCAUCAGCCAGCAGCAGCUCUUCCACUCUGCCCUUCCCUUCAGCCCGAGACAGGCCUUACAAAUGCUCUGUCUGCCAGAAGGGCUUCAAGCACCUGUCAGAGCUCACCCGCCAUGAGAGAGUGCACACGGGAGAGAAGCCCUUCAAGUGUGACACAUGUGACAAGGCCUUCAGCCAGUCGUCUCAUCUAGCGCACCACCAGCGGACACACAGCAACGAACGGCCUUUUAAGUGUGCUGUGUGUGAGAAGAGCUUCAAGCACCGGUCCCACCUAGUUCGUCACAUGUACGCCCAUUCCGGGGAGCACUUGUUCAAAUGCAACUUAUGCGAGCUGCACUUCAAAGAAUCCUCUGAGCUCCUACACCAUCCCUGCCAUCCGCAGGGUGCCCGGCCCUUUCGCUGUGCCACUUGCGGAAAAGGUUUCAAACGCCCAUCUGAUCUACGCCAGCAUGAGCGCACACACUCAGAGGAGCGUCCGUUCCAUUGUGACGAGUGCCAGAUGAGCUUCAAACAGCAGUAUGCGCUGGUGCGCCACCGACGUACGCAUAAGGACCCUACCGACCGGCCGUUUAAAUGCAAUCUCUGUGACAAAGGCUUCAUGCAGCCCUCUCACCUGCUUUACCAUCAGCACGUCCACGGCAUGGACAACCUGUUCAAGUGCGCCUCGUGCCAAAAGGAGUUCAGUCAGUCAGGAGAGCUGCUCAGACACAAGUGUGGCGAGUCGUCCAACAGCUCGCCCGACAAGCCGUACAAGUGUGAUGUGUGUGGGAAAGGCUACAAGAAGAGCUCCACGCUGCAGCGUCACCAGAACUCCCACUGCCAAGAGAAGCCCCUGAAGUGCUCGCUCUGCGACCGGCGAUUUCUCUCCUCAUCAGAAUUCGUCCAGCACCGCUGUGAUCCAUCGCGCGAGAAGCCACUUAAGUGCCCUGACUGUGAGAAACGUUUUAAGUACUCGUCAGACCUGAACCGCCACCGGCGCGUGCACACGGGGGAGAAGCCCUACAAGUGUGCCAACUGCAACAAGGGCUUCAAACAGCGGGAGCACCUGCACAAGCACCAGAGCACCCACUCCAGAGAGGGCCAGUUCAAGUGUGUGUGGUGUGGCGAGCGUUUCAGCGACUUGGGCUCCUUGCAGGACCACACCGUGCAGCACACAGCUGAGGGAGGGGGCUACCCUGUGCCCCCCUGCAUAUAAUGUCCACCAGUGAAUUCCUUCUGCUUUGUUCGGAGACAGGCCUGAACUGACCCAGUGCACUCAACACACUGUCCCUCUGAACCUCUUGUCCUCCUGUCUAUCCUUUGCAGGCUAUUCACUCAGCCUAACUUUUUCCACAUUCACAGGACAGUCCUGGCUAUUGUUAGUCCAUUCACUCCCAGCAGUCCUGCAUCAGGUCCUGCUUGUUUUACUAACCCACUUGAAACCUAACAGUCCCCCCUCCCUGGCCUUCCUUAAUCUUGAGGCAGCUUUCCCUCCUCCCUGCCCGCAUUUUCCCUCUUCUUCCAUCUUUUCAAGCCUGUCCCCCCCUUUACCUCAGCAUCCACUCUCAGACAGUCGAUGGCAAUGAGAUUUAAUUUAAAUUUAAAGGGGCAGUACUGUCACCAUUCUGUCACCAAUCAUACUCACUGCCAACCAAGUCUGACUGUUAUGCAGACUCGGUUGUCGUGCAGUUUGAUCUAGCCAAUACCUUCAUCCCUCCCUAAACUCCCUCCAGCCGUUCUCAUGGACCAACCAACCCAUCCUGCAAAAAAGCAAAAGAAUUUGAAAUGUCACAUCAGCCUUCAGUCAUUGUCUUAACAAAACCAAUCAUUUUUUGUGUUUUGUAAAUAAAGUUUGGCAGUAAGUUUGUAUAAGGAAAUUGAGUGGAUCAUAGGGGAGCCAACCCAGUCUCCAUCUAAAGUGACCUAGCCAACCAGAGACUGUCCUCACUACUUGGCUAACCGAUGGAGGGGGAUUAUUCUUCUUUCUUUUUCUCUCUCUGUCCUUCUCUGCCCUCUUUUUCUCUCAUGACCCUCCUUUCUUUCAUCCCUCCUUUCUUUUGCUACCUUCCUUUUCUCCUGUUUCCAUCGGUGUCUCCAGUGCUGACGGCCUCUUGCUGUUUAGGAUCAAAGACUGUAGUGUUUGACUAACCCCACUACACGCACAAAACACACGUAUUUCUAUAGUUGGGUGGAGGGUGAUUGAAAACUUUAUUAGGUUUCAUAUCCUUGCAUUAAUACAGAAACAGUGUGCACAUACAGACUCUUUUAGCCUGACACGUCGCGCCCUUCCCUCCCUCUGCCCCUCCCAUACCCCCACCCCCUCUGGAUUUUAGUAUUUUUAUCUUUUUUAUGUAUGAAGUACCCAGUACGCUACUUGGCUUAGAGUUCUUAUGUUUUUAGUAUCACGUGAGGGAAAAGGUUUGGGGGGAGGGGCCGGUGGGGGGUUGUAUUGUGCUAUUGUGAAAUGAUUCCGAUGAUAAAAUGUCUGUGAGUGUACGUGGAUGUUGAUGUGGGCCAUGACAACUGUGGCCGCUCUAGUUUGUACCAAAACACCAUAAGCAGCACCGAAUCCCAAAGGUGUGAAGAUUAACCAACCAGCCGAAGUUAUCAUCAUUCUAAAAAAAAACAAACAAAAAACGUAUGGUUACCAUCAAUCUCACCGUUUAAUAUGGACAUAUAUAGAAAUAUAUAUUUCACACUAAUAUACCUGUCAUAUUCCUGCAGAGGUCAGUGCUGUUAGACUAUGUGUACUGAAAAUGUCUGAUUUCUGCCAUUACACGUCCUCUUUCAGCCUGUACAUAGUACGGAUGUGUGACUUGAGUAUACUUACCAGUUCAGUUUGAAAUGUCAAAAUUUCUCUUUUUAAGAAAACCGUAUCGAUUGACUGUUUUUGUAUUCUUGCUACUUUUUACCAUGUGAGAUGUUUUGACAAAUACUUUCUUGUUGUUUUUUGUAGUCCAUGUAGUGAUUGUAUCGGUAUGUUUCAGGGAAUCUCCAAGAGCACCCUGUGUGUGUAUGUGUGUGCGUGCGUGUGUGUGCGCGCGUGUAUGUGAUGCUCUCCCUUGCUGAGGUGGAGAGACAAGAAUGAACAUGGUAUUCUGUCAAACAGGGAAAUCCAGACUGAAGAGAACUGUACUAGAAAUGUAAACUGUUUUCAACAGAUUUGCGCCUUGUUUUAAUUUUUAUUUUAAAUUUACAAUUUACUAACCUUUUUGGCCUGUUGGAAAGCUGUUUUAGCAAGAUGAGCCUGCCUCUUAUGUCCAGUUAUGUUCUUUUUUUUUUUUUUUAAACAUAAUUAUUGUUAACUGUGUUCUCGCUGUCAUGUCACGUUCAGCGUUUGUGUGUCAGGGUGGGUUUAUACCGAAGCUAAUGACGCCCUCCUUGAUGAAUGCCAUGAGACUGUAGUUACACUCGAUAAUUCUGGGACACACAUCAGUUCACAUGUCGGCCAUGUUGCUCAUUGUUCCCUUUCUGCCCCCCCAUCAUCACCACCACCACCACCAUACCGACCCUGCUGUUGAAUGGUUUAUUUGACUCAUGGUUUGAGUGCAGUAUUGACAAAUAUUUUAUAAAAACCGGAGGGGGCAAAGAGAUUGAAGUAACAUUUGUGAAUCUUUUUUUUUUUUCUUAAGUUUUGGCCUUAAAGUGAGGCCAGGGUGUCUCUCUGCCUCCAUUUUGCAUUGCUCUCCUUUUCCUCCGCCUUCCGCUUUUUGUCCCUGUCCAUCUUUAUCAUCACAACACAAGGUCAGAUGGCUGUUCUCAUCUUCUUUUAGUUGAUUUUUUUUUUUUUUUUAAAUCUGGCAUUGAAUAACCAAGAACAGUUGGAACUUUAAAUGGGAAAAAAGUACUGUAUAUGUUUUUUUUUUAUGUUUCCACAUUUGUGUUUAUAUUAUUUUUUUAAUUAAUAUUCUUUAAAUUGAUAUGAAUAUCUAUAUUCUCAGAGGGAGAGACCAGGGCCUUGGGCUAUGUUGGGGAUAAAGCGAUAGCAGGUAGACUAAUGGACUAGUGGAGUUGAAAUAGAUGAAAUAAACAGUAUUCAUAAACAGUAUUCAUUCAUUCAUCAGAGUAUUCAUCUUCCAUAAUGUAGACAUAGGGUUUUUUUUGGUUUGUUCUUUGUUUUGGUUUGUUUGUUUGUUUUUUUAGGACAGACACAGACAAAAGCUUGAUUUCUAUAUGAAUAACCAAGAUGAAGAAUACUGUUGGGUGGUGGUGUGAAAGGUGGUUAUGUUACUGCGAUGUCAAGAAUGUCAUCAGGACAAACCCCUCCCCUCCUUUAAUAAAAAAAAAAAAAAAAUCAGGAUUUUAGUUAAAGGUUAAUUGGUGUUAGGACAUCACAAGCGAUGCAUAAUAACUAAUAAUUAAAAACCGGGUGCAGGACAGAACCUGACAGAACCUCACAUGCAGUGCGGAAAGCAGCACUGUAUGACAGCAGUUUCAGCAGUAAACCUUAAAAGCCAAAGAUUUGUUCAAGCCCAGCGCGGUGGCACAUCUCCUGGUGUGCUGCACAUGCAGUUUGAACAGUAAACGACCAAUUGGAGGAAUUGGUGAUGCACCUUAAAUCUGAGCGUCCACAUGAGGAAACAUCUCACCCUGAAGGAAAAAAAAAAAUCACCUCUCAUAACCAACAGAUCAAUGUGGGAGGGGUUGAAGGGGAAACGUGUCCCCCCUUUUAAGCACAAAUAAUUAAAUCAG